CCACACUCUCUCUGCGUCGGAAACUUGCGUUUUGUGCUUUAAUUCAAUUUUGAUAAACUGUAUAUUGCAUAUGGUGCCAACUGGAAUGAAGAAGCGACGAGGACGGAGAAAGUUGAGAGCUUUUCGUGCUCCCCCUCGUCGAUGUCGUUGAUAUAUGCCUCUCUUGAUUACCUUAAUUCCUAAAUUGUGUGAUGCUUGUUAAUUGGGUUCAACCUUUCUUUUGUUUACUCUUUUCAGGAAAUGGUUUUUAUUGCUGUUCACAGUCUACAUUGUUAAAUUGAUUAAAAAAAGUAGUGUUUUUUUCUCCUUUUAAUGAUGGUGGGAUAACCGAAAGUUAUAAGAAACACAUGUAUGGGUAUGAUAAUUUUGUUACGCUUAUAACAUUCUAUUUCAUACUUACUUGGCUUGAAAUCUUGAUGUUGGAUAACAAAUAGUAUUAUUUACUUAUAUAGAUAGAUGAGAAAAGGGUUACCUAUUUGAAUUUACUGCUGCAGAGCUUUAAUUGGCAUGCUGACUGUAAAUGCGUAGAAUUUUUUGUUUUUUAACUCUUCACUCAAAAUUUCGGGUACUUGAAUAUCUGAAAAUCAGGGUUUGAGAUAUGGGAAAGAGGAAAGCAAAAACAAAGCCUCCUCCAAAGAAACGAAUGGAUAAGCUUGACACUGUCUUUAGCUGCCCUUUCUGUAAUCAUGGGUCCAGUGUUGAAUGUCGCAUUGAUAUGAAGAACCUAAUAGGGGAAGCUUCUUGCAGGAUAUGUCAAGAGAGCUUUAGCACUACUGUCACAGCUUUAUCUGAGCCAAUAGACAUAUACAGUGAAUGGAUUGAUGAAUGUGAACGUGUGAACAACCUAGAAGAUGAUGGUACUUAGUGAUUGUAAGAAUCCACGUGGUAGUGAAUAGAAUAACUGUCGAUCUAGCAUGUAAUUAUAUAAAGAUCCUGUUGCUCGCACUGGUGCAACUACAAGCUUACUUCCUAUGUACUCUCUUAGUAGAUUGUGAUGCAUAUACACAAGAACACGGGAAUAAUUGUGUCUAUUUAGAUGAAUCACUUUGAUAGGAAGUCGAUAUGUAAGCCAUAUUUCAGUUUGUUAUUGCUGUAUGUGUAGUAGCAUAUGUAAAGAUGAAAGCUCUUAGAU
Messenger RNA from Abrus precatorius (Indian licorice), 1132 nucleotides. RefSeq names its product transcription elongation factor 1 homolog. Lineage: Eukaryota; Viridiplantae; Streptophyta; Magnoliopsida; Fabales; Fabaceae. Gene Ontology annotation, molecular function: RNA polymerase II complex binding. The transcript is spliced from 5 exons. The coding region runs from base 599 to 865 and encodes 88 amino acids. Gene Ontology annotation, cellular component: transcription elongation factor complex. The record is from RefSeq and is a predicted model, not a curated record. Gene Ontology annotation, biological process: transcription elongation by RNA polymerase II.